AUGUUCGACUUCAAGCAACCAAUCGAGAAAGUUCUUGAUGUGGAGUUGGCCGUUGAAACUAGGAAGAUCGACUUUCAUCAUGAAUUCUCGAUCCUUUCGAUCGAUCAAAUCACUGCCUCAUCCAGGAUAUUGCGAAAUUAUGUCGUUAAAUCCUACCUUCUUGGGUACAAUUACGACCAUUAUUUGGUUGAUUAUGUGGUGUUGACUGGUUUUUUCGAUUAUCCACAAGAUUCUAAGGAGGAAGUGAUCGAAGAGGGCUGUAACACAGGAAUCCUGUGUCCAAGGGGCUCUAAUCGCAGAGUUAAGGAGACGAAAAGGUGGAGGAGAAGAAAUAUCUCUUUGUCAAUCGCGAUGGAGUGUGGAGGAACGCUGUCAGAAAUCUACCAGAGCUCGAGGCAUCUGCUUCUUCGAACGCGAGACGGACUGGAGAGGCUGGAACGCCUCGAUGCAUCUUCCUCUUCUUUCUCUUCAAAUGCCGUCGACUCUCCUGACCUCGCCUUCUCUAUCAAGAAAGACAUCUCUCAGAUCCAAUCCCUUUGCGUCGAGAUGGAUCGGAUGUGGCGCUCCAUCUCCUCCAAAGGCCAAAGAGAUCUCUGGAAAAGAAAAGUGGAGCAGGUAGCAGAAGAGGUCGACUCUUUGAAGGAAAGCCUGGAUAAACAUUUACUACGCAAUCAAAAACGGAUGCUGGAAGCUAAAGAGAGAGCAGAAUUACUGAAAAGAGCUAACGGGGAGUCUGCUCAUGUUCUAAGAAUUUUUGAUGAGGAAGCACAAGCGAUGCAGUCAGCCCGGAAUUCAUCGUUAAUGCUGGAUGAAGCUUAUAAUACAGGAGUGGCUGUUCUUACAAAAUAUGCAGAACAAAGGGAUCGUUUGAAGAGAGCGCAACGGAAAGCACUGGACAUCCUCAACACGGUGGGACUCUCCAACUCUGUGUUGAAGAUUAUUGAGAGGCAGCACCGUGUCGACAAGUGGAUUGCUUAUGCAGGUAUGAUAAUGACUAUCAUUCUUGUGUAUGCGUUUUGGAGGUGGACGCAUUGAUUUGAGGUUUUGCAUGUACAUUGGCACUUUCUUUUUUUGGGUAAAAAUGUUUCUGGGGCUUUAGAUAAUAUCAAAUAGUAAGAUCAGUAAAGAGCCUAAUGAAGACUUGUCAACCAUUUAUGGAAAGAUACAAUGUCUAUACUGGCCUUAUCAAUAAAAACUAAAAAUUCAGUUUAAAA
Molecule: messenger RNA, 1214 nt
Organism: Magnolia sinica
Lineage: Eukaryota; Viridiplantae; Streptophyta; Magnoliopsida; Magnoliales; Magnoliaceae
Product: membrin-11-like
Exons: 6
Coding region: 1-1035 (344 amino acids)
Biological process (GO): vesicle fusion
Cellular component (GO): Golgi apparatus; SNARE complex; endoplasmic reticulum membrane
Molecular function (GO): SNAP receptor activity; SNARE binding
Source: RefSeq, a predicted model, not a curated record